AUGCCCCGCGGCUUCCUGGUGAAGCGCAGCAAGAAGUCCACGCCCGUGUCCUACCGGGUUCGCGGCGGCGAGGACGGCGACCGCGCGCUGCUGCUGUCCCCGGGCUGUGGGGGCGCCCGCGCCGAGCCUCCAGUGCCAUGCCCCGGGCCGGGGCCACUACCGCUGCCGCUGCCGCCACCACCGCCGCCGCCGCCGCCGCCGCCCGCGGAGCGCGCCCAUGCGGCGCUCGCCGCCGCGCUCGCCUGCGCGCCGGGCCCGCCGCCAACCCCGCCGGGUCCGCGGGCCGCGCACUUCGGCAACCCCGAGGCCGCGCACCCCGCGCCGCUCUACAGCCCCACGCGGCCGGUGAGCCGCGAGCAUGAGAAGCACAAGUACUUCGAGCGCAGCUUCAACCUCGGCUCGCCGGUGUCGGCCGAGUCCUUCCCCACGCCUGCCGCGCUGCUCGGAGGGGGCGGCGGUGGCGGUGCGAACGGCGCGGGCGGUAGCGGCACCUGCGGCGGAGACGCGCUGCUCUUCGCUCCCGCCGAGCUCAAGAUGGGUACGGCGUUCUCGACAGGCGCCGAGGCGGGCCGGGGCCCCGGACCGGGUCCUUCAUUGCCCCCUACUGCCGCCCUGAGGCCCCCGGGUAAGCGACCCGCGCCCCCCGCCGCCGUCGCUGUUGAGCCUCCGGCCAAGGCAGCCAAGGCCCCAAGCGCCAAGAAGCCCAAAGCCAUCCGCAAGCUGCACUUCGAGGACGAGGUGACCACGUCGCCGGUGCUGGGGCUCAAGAUCAAGGAGGGCCCCGUGGAGGCGCCGCGGGGCCGAGCGGGGGGCGCGGCGCGGCCGCUGGGCGAGUUCAUCUGCCAGCUGUGCAAGGAAGAGUACGCCGACCCGUUCGCGCUGGCGCAGCACAAGUGCUCGCGCAUCGUGCGCGUGGAGUACCGCUGCCCCGAGUGCGCCAAGGUCUUCAGCUGCCCGGCCAACCUGGCCUCGCACCGCCGCUGGCACAAACCGCGGCCCGCGCCCGCCACCGCUCGCGCGCCAGAGCCCGAAACCGCCACCAGGGCCGAGGCGACCGGCGGCGGCAGCAGCGACCGGGACACGCCGAGCCCCGGCGGAGUAUCCGAGUCGGGCUCCGAGGACGGGCUGUACGAGUGCCACCACUGCGCCAAGAAGUUCCGCCGCCAGGCCUAUCUGCGCAAGCACCUGCUGGCACACCAUCAAGCGCUGCAGGCCAAGGGCGCUCAGCCAGCGCCCCCGGCCGAGGACCUACUGGCCUUGUACGCGGGGCCCGACGACAAGGCGCCCCAGGAAGCGGCCGGCGACGGCGAGGCGGCCGAGGUGCUGGGCCUGAGUGCGUCCGCCGAGUGCCACCUGUGCCCAGUGUGCGGGGAGACGUUCCCCAGUAAGGGCGCCCAGGAGCGCCACCUGCGCCUGCUGCACGCCGCCCAGGUGUUCCCCUGCAAGUACUGCCCGGCCACCUUCUACAGCUCGCCGGGCCUUACGCGGCACAUCAACAAGUGCCACCCGUCCGAGAACAGACAGGUGAUCCUCCUGCAGGUGCCCGUGCGUCCGGCCUGCUAG
This is a messenger RNA of Castor canadensis (American beaver), 1563 nucleotides long. RefSeq names its product INSM transcriptional repressor 1 (gene Insm1). NCBI's taxonomy places the organism in Eukaryota, Metazoa, Chordata, Mammalia, Rodentia, Castoridae. Gene Ontology annotation, cellular component: transcription repressor complex; nucleus. The record is from RefSeq and is a predicted model, not a curated record. Gene Ontology annotation, biological process: negative regulation of transcription by RNA polymerase II; regulation of cell cycle process; neuron differentiation. Gene Ontology annotation, molecular function: DNA-binding transcription repressor activity, RNA polymerase II-specific; RNA polymerase II cis-regulatory region sequence-specific DNA binding.